AGUCCUUUAAAACUAUGUUACCUUGCUAUGCAGCGAUGUGUCAAGGUGAACCGUGGUGAUGGUAUCCUGCGGCGUGCUGGUGAAAAUGCUCGGGCGGAUGGCCAGGCCCAGUUGUUGAGUGUGUUGAGGAGGUCACGGCCCAGGGAAGACUGGAUAGAAGCUGCUGCUGGAUUUUGCCUUGGAGGGCAGUUCAAAGAUGCAUCACAGUAUGCGGAAGCCAUCUCUGAAGCCUGCUGUUAUCGGAAGCUGUGGCAGGUUGCCAAAGAAGUGUUGGACGAGAUGCGUGUCCGAGGCAUUGCCAGAGAGUUGCCCUGCUACAUUGCAGCGAUUCGUUCUUGCGGCAAGAGUGCAUGGCGGCAAGCCUUGGCGUUUUUCGAGCAGAUGCGUAGUGACAGAAUGGAGCAAGGAGCACUCUCACACAAGGCUACCUUGAAAGCCUUGGAACACGCGCAGCGCUGGCAGGAGGUGCUGGCUUUGCUUGGAUCAAUGCAAGCUCGUGGCCCGGCACCUGGCUUGGAAGAAUAUUCGCUAGCAUUCCGUGUGUGCGAAACCAGGAACACAGCGGCUGCCAAAUAUUUGCUGGGCAGUCUGGAUGCCUUGAUCCUCCGGGACGAGCUCAACAUGUGUGGAGAGGAUUGGAGCCGGGCCUUGGACAUUUUCAAAGACAUCUCAAGCAAACGACUAGUUCCUGACAGGGAGAUCUACAGUUCCACCAUGCAAAUCUUAGAGCAAAGCAGCCAGUGGGUGAAGGCACUGCAACUUCUCGGUGAGUGGCGCACGAGAGGAUACGCGGCUGACGAGGUCACUUACAGUUUGAUGGUGAAAAGUUGCUUACGCGAGGAGAAAUUGGAAGAGGCUAUUGUGCUGACGAAGGAACUCCUGCAAGCUGGACUACAGCUUCCGACCGAGAUAUAUGAGGCGCUUAUAGUGGCCUGCAGUGCUCGGGAUCAGUGGCAGUGGGCCGUAUUCUUCUGGCAAGCGGCCCAGGGUGGCAUAACCGACCCGGAUGUGCACGAGUCGAUCAUUCGGGCCUGUCAGGUUGCAGGUGAGUGGCAGUGGAUCCUCACGAUAUUGAAGGCAAUGGAGGAGGUAUCGCUCCAGCCGAGUAUAACUGCAUACAGCUCUGCAAUUUCAGCUUGCGAGGAGGCCCAAAAGUGGGAGUGGGCGCGAGAACUGCAGCAGAAGGUGGACAGAGUCAAGGAUUCAGUUGCACCUGAAGCCAAGGUUGCAACAGCAGCUGUAAAAGAUGUCGAUGCACUACAGGAAGGCGAGCUUACAAAAGAAAGCCUACGUGGUGUGCUAGAAUCGUCUGCACAGUCCUGGCAGUUCUCUUUAGCAAUGCUUCGUCAGAUGCAAAGUCGCCAAGUGCAGCCAAGCUUGGAUGCCUUCAAUUCUGCAGUUGCUGCCUGCCAGCAAGGUGGUCAAGUUGACGCCGCAAUCAGCGUGGCAGAGGAGAUGGAGCAGGCCGGUUUCGACCUUGACAUCAAGUUGUACAAUGAGCUGAUCAAUUGGCUUGAACCUGGCAAAGCUCAGAAGACUCCAGCCGCAAUCCGGCAGAGUUGGUCAAUGCCGCCCGGUUCUUUCCGAUUGGUGAGGCGGAAGCACGGAGGAAGACGCCCGAAAAAAGGCAGAUCUCAGCGUCCACCUUGAGUUCCCGAGAGAGCCUUCACUGCAUCGCACCAGUCAGUGGAAUCAUGAAGGCGUUCAGCCCUGAGCAUGUCAUGGCGAUCACAACUAACUAUGCCUUCCACGCCAGGCGUGCCACUGAGCGUCCAGAAAUUUGUGCCGGUGGUUGAGGAUCAGCAAGUUCAUGCCAGCCUUGGGACCGCAAAUUGUGGUUGGUGCCGCCAACUCGGACCUUUGGUGUUGGACCUUGUGCGUAGUUGGCUGAGCGGGCGACGCGAGAAGAUGGACGAGGUCGAGCCAAGCACAGUCAAGCUGAGAGCAAAAUGCC
Molecule: messenger RNA, 1954 nt
Organism: Effrenium voratum
Lineage: Eukaryota; Dinophyceae; Suessiales; Symbiodiniaceae
Source: the annotation of a GenBank genome assembly